Radiomyces spectabilis is the source of this 2580-nucleotide messenger RNA. RefSeq lists its product as uncharacterized. Gene Ontology annotation, biological process: mismatch repair. Bases 1 to 2580 code for a protein of 859 amino acids. Gene Ontology annotation, cellular component: MutLalpha complex. The transcript has 13 exons. Gene Ontology annotation, molecular function: mismatched DNA binding; ATP hydrolysis activity; ATP binding. NCBI's taxonomy places the organism in Eukaryota, Fungi, Mucoromycota, Mucoromycetes, Mucorales, Radiomycetaceae. The record is from RefSeq and is a predicted model, not a curated record.
AUGGCGACCAUUCAUGCUAUCGAUAAACAUUCUGUCCAUAAGAUCUGCUCUGGACAGGUCAUUCUUGAUCUUGCUACCGCAGUGAAGGAAUUUAUAGAAAAUAGCUUGGAUGCAGGCGCAACUUGUGUAGAUGUAAAGUUCAAAGACUAUGGUCUCGAAAGUGUUGAGGUUCUUGACAAUGGCAGUGGCAUCGAUCCUAGUAAUUACGAAUUCCUGGCCCUAAAACAUUAUACUUCAAAACUCGAGAACUUUGAAGAUCUGGAAAAGGUGGCAACUUUUGGCUUUCGUGGAGAAGCAUUAAGCUCUCUAUGUGCGCUUUCUGAUUUGGUGAUCACUACAGCGACCAAGGAACAAGCGCCAAAAGGUGUUCGUUUAAUAUAUGAUUCUGAUGGCCAGCUGGUCUCUACAACACCUGUAGCUCGAUCUGUAGGAACCUCUGUACAGAUUACAAAAAUGUUUCAUUCAUUGCCCGUGCGACAGCGCGAAUUCAAACGCACCAUCCGACGGGAAUAUGGGAAAGCACUUUCCAUGAUUCAAGCUUACGGCAUUAUUUCUCGAAAUACACGGAUAACCGCAACGAACCAAGUAGCCAAAGGAUCCCCUGUUCGCGCGCUAUCAACUAACGGCAAUGAUAAUUUGAAAGACAACAUCGCGAAUAUUUUUGGCUCCAAGUUUUCAACCCAAGUGAUUCCAUUUUCCCUUUGCCUUGAAGACGUGCUGGGACGCAAUGAUGAUCAGACCAUACCACGGAUCGAGGGAUAUAUAUCCAAGCCGCAAUGGGGAUUAGGUCGAAGUGCGGCAGAUCGGCAGUACUUUUAUAUCAAUGGCCGACCGUGUUCUCUACCAAAGAUUGCAAAAGCCUUCAAUGAGCUUUACCGUAAUUUUAUAUCCAACCAAUACCCAUUCAUUGUGGCUGAUUUACAUCUUCAACCUGAUAUGUACGAUGUCAACGUCAGCCCCGAUAAGAGGACCAUUUUCCUGCACAGCGAUCAACUCAUCGCACAACAUAUUAUUGAGGCUCUUACUGAGCAGUUGGAGCCAUAUCGAUCGACAUACGAAGUGAAUCCUUUUGAGAAGCUCAAGAAGAGAAGUCUGUCGGCCGACCUAGUGAAUCAUGCUCAAGUCGAUGAUCUACACGCAAGCCAUGACUUACCGCCAGCAUUGCAACAAAGAGAUUCACCACAAAAUGCGACUUGUGAUCGCUCUACAUCAAUACCUCGGUCUCCGUCGCUUCCGUCAAGUAUCCAGCAUCUGGAAUCACUAGCGUUCGCACCCGCAAUCCGUCGUUAUACCUCGACCACCUCCUCUAAUUCGUCACCCAGCAGAGGCAAACGUCACAGCAACACUUUAUUGAAUUACGUAACUAAGCGUCCCAAGGCCAGUGAAGAUGACGAAAUACAGUAUUCAGCCCCUGCUUUAUAUUCCGAAAAUGCUGUAUCUGAACUUUCGCUGACUGCUUUGGCCCUGAGAUCAAACGAAUCAAACGAAACUACGUUGAACACAUCAGCAUUGAUGGCACAAUCACAACAAGUAGAAACUGAAGCGCAGCAAGGAGAAGAUAUGGAUGUUGACUCUGAGGUUACGGGACUGGAAAAAGACACUGAAAUGGAAAAUGCAGAAGAUACAACCGAAAUACCAACGCCCAAUCAUGCCGAUUUAACAAGCGAGAUACCAAUGCGAGAUACCUUGGAUAAUGAAACGUACUUUGAAGAAGCUCCGUUGACGUUAUCUUUCCGAAAUUUGUGGAAUUCCACGGGCGAACACGCUACAGCUCAUGUUAAUUAUCGAUCCGUGAACCUAUCUUCAGAGCGAUAUCGUCCGAUCUUUUGCGAUGCGAAUGAUGCUGAAGACGCAUUUGGCGACAACGGGGUGGAAGAAGCAAACAUUACGAACACAGUGGAUCUGGAAAAAGCUUAUGACGCUCUGCGUCGCGUGAUUGACAAGUCAGAUUUCAAAAAUAUGCAGAUCCUGGGACAAUUCAACCUGGGGUUCAUCAUCACACUACUGAAUGGAAAGGAUCUUUUUAUAAUUGAUCAGCAUGCAUCGGACGAAAAGUACAACUUUGAAACUCUACAGUCGACUACGCAAAUCAAGGGACAGCGCUUAAUAAGACCACAGCGACUCGAACUGACAGCUUCCGAAGAACUGGUGGUGAUUGAAAAUGCGAAUAUUCUUCGAGCCAACGGUUUCGAAAUUGAAAUCAAUGAGGAUAAUGAAUCAAGCAAACGUGUACAAGUACUAUCCCAGCCGACGAGCAAAAACACCAUGUUUGAUAAAAGGGAUUUCGGGGAGCUAAUAUGCUUAUUGAGCGAACACCCCGGGCAAAUGGUACGUUGCAGUCGCGUUCGAGCCAUGUUUGCAUCCCGAGCGUGUCGCAAGUCGGUCAUGAUUGGCGACCCUUUGAAUAAACGUCAAAUGAUUCAGAUCGUACGUCACAUGAGCGAAAUAGACCAGCCAUGGAACUGUCCGCACGGCCGUCCCACCAUGCGACAUCUCUUCACUCUGCGUUCCAUCGAUAUAUUACAUAAUUCUUCUCGAAAAUUUACCUACCGUGGAUCCAUAUUCUCGUCAAAAUCAUAG